Suillus fuscotomentosus is the source of this 1457-nucleotide messenger RNA. RefSeq lists its product as uncharacterized. The coding region runs from base 458 to 1252 and encodes 264 amino acids. The record is from RefSeq and is a predicted model, not a curated record. Lineage: Eukaryota; Fungi; Basidiomycota; Agaricomycetes; Boletales; Suillaceae. The transcript has 14 exons.
GGCACAACUCAAUUCAAACUCCAUGCUUCGCCUGCCAAUUUUCUUCGAGAUCAACCAAGUAGUUCGACUGCUGUCUAGGUACCGCUAAUACUUUGAUGUACUGGUGCGUGCUCACUAAUCAGUCCGUAUCAAAUAUUACUAACCACACAGCCAGACUUACUCAGUCCAUCAUGAUGGUGGAGUGACGGUCUGACUCGUAUUAGAAAAUAUCGACCAAGCCUAGCCUGCCGCUCAAAUGCCGUCCCAAAUAUCCGAUCGUACCGGGUUCCUGCAGAGAUAAGAAGGUGCAUGCCGUGUGUGCGAGGAUCCCGCUUCUUCACUUACUAUCGAACAAAUGCAGAUGGAGUAUCCGGCGGUCGAUAUCUCAGCAGCCACGAGUCAGCAGCGAUUAGCGGUGCGUCGCUUUCUUAAUAACACGAGAGCAAGUUAACAUACCAUAUUCCAUUAGUACCUGUACAUGUCGAUGACGACGUUCUGGACAUAUGAUUAUGCCUGUGCACUUCAUGAAGAGUGGAAAUUUCUGCGUCGGUCGCGCUGGACCAAAGUAAAAGCCCUUUACAUCAUGACACGAUAUCUCCCUUUUUUUCUGAUCGUCAUGCACCUAUAUCUGAACUUCGCCCCGAUCGAAGACCCCAAUAAAUGUCAGAUGCUGAUCAAUGUCUACUCAUCUUUCAGUCAGAUAUCAAUCAUUUGCUCUGAAUGUUUUUUCAUGAUUAGAACAUAUGUGCUCUGGAACAGCAAUAGGAUCGUACUCGUAGGCCUGCUGUCCACUGCUUUCGCUAUGGUCGUGACAUCCGUCAGCAUUCGUUUUGCCACCACUGCCACCUCAUAUUUUACGACUAGCGCGAUCCCGGGCACCCCUAGCUGCCCCUCGAGAUCAAGCAGUGUUCUAUACUUCAUAUCGUUUAUUUUCUUAUUUGUGUUUCAACUAGUAUUGAUCAUUCUCACACUCACACGUGCCAUACAGAGCUGGCGGUCGACAAAGGGCCCUCUGCAAGCCAUCUUGGUGAAGCAUAACAUAUUCUACUAUAUAUGCGGUCUCUUUCUCUCGGCCGUCAAUGUCCUCGUGCCAGCGCUAUUUCCCAACUCCCCAUACUACACCGCCCUCGAACUCUUUCAGGUGUGCAUCCUUGCGAUCCUUGCCACGCGCAUGCACCUCCAUCUUUGGCACCUCGACCAACAUAUGCAUAGCUCUGAUGCCCUCAUAUACAUUUCUAUGUCCGACAUGUCACCUGCAGACUGUACGGUGUAAUGUCUUGCCAUGUGGCUUAUCCGUCGUGGGAGGAGCGAGAUUUGGACUAGUAGAUGACUGGUCGGGGUGGAACGCACUUGACUUAUAAUAGUGAUCACAUACACAAAUACUAUAACACGAGAUAAUAGAGCUAAUACGUGAUCAGAGAGGCCCUGCGGGUGCAUAUCAUGGUCAUUCCCCUUUGAUUCCCCUAGAUCUUCAUGCA